This is a messenger RNA of Pyrus x bretschneideri (Chinese white pear), 874 nucleotides long. RefSeq names its product acyl-coenzyme A thioesterase 13-like. NCBI's taxonomy places the organism in Eukaryota, Viridiplantae, Streptophyta, Magnoliopsida, Rosales, Rosaceae. Gene Ontology annotation, molecular function: fatty acyl-CoA hydrolase activity. The record is from RefSeq and is a predicted model, not a curated record.
AAUGAGUUGGGAUGCCAAACUUCCAAUUUGACCUCUGUUUGCUUUUUCAUUUGUUGGUCAAAACACCCCUCUUGCACAUCUCACGUCUAUCUUCUGUCUCACUCGCAUUUCUACAAACGAACUGACUCAGAGAAAGGACGCAGCUGACAGCCCUCAAGAUUAAAAUUCCGAAAGAAGAAACGCUCGUAGGCAUCAAAUCAGCAACAGAAGUUCGAAUUGAAGGCAGUAGUUGAAAUGAAGAAAGAAGGAGCCGAGGAAACAAGUAUGGAGAUAGUGAAGAAGUUUUUGGAGAAAGAAGGUGAAAUGGCAAUCGCCAUGGAUGGUCUGCCCGACAAGUUCUUUGAGCCCUUCAUCCUGAAAGGCGUUAAUAUCGAUCUCCUUGAACCCGGACACAUUGUUUGCUCCUUCACAGUUCCCCCGCGUUUGGUGAGGGGCAAUUUCUUGCACGGUGGAGCCACAGCAACCCUUGUGGAUUUGAUAGGAUCAGCUGCAAUCCUCUCCUCUGGAGCUCUCAGUUCCGGAGUUUUGGUGGAGAUCAAUGUGUCGUACUUGGAUUCGGCUUAUCCUGGCGAGGAAGUUGAGAUCGAGUCCAGGACGUUACGUGUCGGGAAGACUGUUGGUGUUGCUAGUGUUGAGAUCAGGAAGAAGAAGACUGGGAAGAUUGUUGCUCAGGGCCGUCAUACAAAGUACCUUGCUGUUUCUAGCAAACUCUGAACAGCUAGGAAUUUGAACCAAGACAUGCUAUUCGGUCAGUGUUAUGUCAAGAUUUUUCGACAUCGAAUAAUUUUUCUGGAGUGAAUGUAAUACAAGCAACGCUCAGUUAAUUUCACUCUGACUGAUACAAAUAGCUAAGAACAAUACAAUAUUUCGCAAA